Molecule: messenger RNA, 3555 nt
Organism: Rubroshorea leprosula
Lineage: Eukaryota; Viridiplantae; Streptophyta; Magnoliopsida; Malvales; Dipterocarpaceae
Source: the annotation of a GenBank genome assembly
AGAGCAAUAAACCAUAAAAGAAAUGGUAGAUGCUGGGCGAAGGAAUACGCUCUUCUUUCCUGCUACCUUUCUAUCUCUCUUUGUAACAUCAUUGCUUCUGACAAAUGGUGAAGCUUUUGAUUAUCCAUCAAUUGUGGAGCCUCCAUUCUCCCAGACUAACGUCGUCCCAACUGACUUUAGUUAUUGGGAAUCAGCAGGGGUGAGACCUAUCUUGAUCAAUGGUAGUUUUGUUUGUGGAUUCCACUGCAAAUUUGAAGGAACCGCCUGUCUCUUUGCGAUAUCCAUCUUCCGAUCCAGUUUUGGUGGCAACUCCAGCUUUUCUCCGCAAAUGGUAUGGUCUGCUAAUCGAAAUAGUCCAAUUGGACUUUGGGCAAAAUUGCAACUUUCUCAAGAAGGGGAUUUAACACUGCAAGAUGUUCAUGGCACUCUGGUUUGGUCUACAAAAACAGCAGCAGGUAAAUCUGUUUCCGGAUUGAAGUUAACUCAUCAGGGUAACCUUGUGCUGUUUGAUAGAAACGAUGAAACAAUUUGGCAGUCUUUUGAGCAUCCGACAGACUCUUUGGUUGUCGGACAGAGGCUAGUUUCUGGGCAGAUAUUGGUGGCAAAUAGGUCGGUCACAAAUUGGAGUGAGGGUUUGUAUUCAUUUUCAAUUGAUGAUGAUGGUUAUUUUGUUGCUUAUAUGGAAUCAGAUCCUGCUCAAUUAUAUUACAGAUCCAAAAAGUCUCAAUUAAGAACGGGGCAGUUUUAUGCUGAGCUGACUAACACAAGUUUUGGAGCUAGCCUUUCUCCAGGUUCUGGAUUUAGUUUUAUACAACUAGGGUCUGAUGGGAAGUUGAGGUUCUUCGGGUGGGUAGAAGUAGAAUCAAACUGGAAGGAAGUUUUUAAUUUGCCUGAGAACCGAUGUGAUUACCCACUGAUGUGCGGUGAAUAUGGAAUUUGUUCAGCGGGAAGAUGCAGUUGCCCAGAACCAGAUGAAAACGGAACAACGUACUUCAGGCAGCUAAAUUCUUCGCAGCCAGAACUCGGUUGUUCUCCAUAUAUUCCAAUAUCAUGUGAGUUUCCUUACCAGCAGAGUCUUCUUGAACUCAAGAAUGUUGAUUGUCUACCCAGAACUAAUUAUCACAUAACAGACAUAGAGAGCUGCAAGCAAGGCUGUUUAAACAACUGCUCUUGCAAGUAUACUCUUUUUAUACCUGAUAGUAAUUCCACAUCCCUUGGGCAUUGCUUGUUUGGAUCUGAAGUCUUUCCAUUCCAGAGCGCAGAUACUUCUUACAAUCAAUCUCUGUUUUUAAAGGUGCAGAGUUCAAUUGUGAAGCCUCCCAUCUCUUACAUUAACAACAUCUCAGACUCUAGUUGGGAAUCAGAAGAGUUAACACUGCAACCUUUCCUUGUCAAUGGGAAUUUUGUUUGUGGCUUCCACUGUAAAGUUGAUACUAAAAACAACACCUGCCUCUUUGCCAUCUCCAUCUUCCACUCCGAUUCCACCCCUUAUCCAAAUUUUAAAAUGGUAUGGUCUGCUAAUCGAAACAAUCCUGUCAGACGUGGGGCAAAAUUGCAACUUUCCCAACAAGGGGAUUUAAGACUGCAAAAUGUUGAUGGCACUUUGGUUUGGUCUACGAAGACAGCAGGUAAAUCUGCUUCAGGAUUGAAGUUAACUCAUCAGGGUAACCUUAUGCUGUUUGAUAGAGACAAUGAGACUGUUUGGCAGUCUUUUGAUCAUCCUACAGACUCUUUAGUUCUCGGACAGAGGCUUGUUUCAGGGCAGAAGUUGAAAGCUAAUACGUCAGCCACAGAUUGGACGGAGGGUUUAUAUUCAUUUUCAAUUGACAGUUCUGGGAGUUAUUUUGUUGCUUCUGUAGGGUCAGAUGACACCCUAAGUUAUUACCAGUCAUUUAGUUCUGAACUAAAAGGCGAAACAGGGCAGUAUUAUGCUGAAUUCAAUGACAUAAAUUUUGGUGAUUCAAAGUUUCCAGGACCUGGAGUUAGUUUUAUACAAUUAGGCUUUGAUGGGCACUUAAGGUCCUUUGGGUGGGUGGAAUCAGACUGGAAGGAAGUUUAUGAUUUGUUUAAGGACAGACUCAAUCGAUGUGAAUAUCCACUGGCGUGCGGAAAAUAUGGAAUUUGUUCAGCGGGAUCAGCGGGAGGGUGCAAUUGCCCAGAUCCAGAUGAAAACGGAAUAGCUCACUUCAAGUGGAUAAAUCCAGAUCAACCAGAUCUUGGGUGUUCCCCAUAUGUACCAAUAUCAUGUAGGUCUCCUUUCCAUGAAAGUCUUCUUGAGGUCAAGAAUGUUUAUCCCAUUGCUAUCAACUUUCUAGCUUUGUCAUUCAGGAAAGACGUGGAUGGUUAUUACAAUUCAUCUGUGUUUUUAAAGGUGCAGAGUUCAAUCACAGGGCAGAGCUCUCCAAUCGCACCAAAUCCACAAAGGAAUCCUCCAUCACCAGCUCAUUUUCCACAGAGAAAGAAAAGACAGAAUGUGGGAGUUAUACUUGCAAUCACUCUUGGAGCCACUUUUAUUGGGUUUCUUAUCUCCACUGUCUUUUUACUACAAAUUAAAAAGGACCCAAAGGAUGUUGAGGAGGAUUAUCUGGGUCACAUCUCAGGAACACCCACGAGAUUCUCUUAUGAAGAGUUAAAGAUUGCAACCAACAACUUUAGCAACAAGCUAGGUGAGGGAGGAUUCGGUUGUGUUUUUCAAGGAACAUUACCUUGUGGUACUCAAAUUGCAGUGAAAUGCCUUGAUGGUUUUGGUCCUGUAAGGAAGUCAUUUAUAGCUGAGGUUGAGACCAUAGGAAGCAUUCACCAUUUCAACUUGGUACGACUGGUUGGGUUCUGUGUUGAGAAAUCACGUAUGCUUUUGGUUUAUGAGUACAUGUGUAACGGGUCGUUGGAUCAAUGGAUCUUUUGCAGAGACAAAGCGCUUGCUCUUGGUUGGCAAUGCAGAAGGAAGAUCAUUCUAGAGAUAGCCAAUGGUCUAGCAUAUCUCCAUGGGGGAUGCAGGCAGAAAAUAAUUCACUUAGAUAUCAAACCCCAAAACAUCCUUUUGGAUGAAAAUUUCAAUGCCAAGGUUUCUGAUUUCGGGUUGUCUAAGCUAGUAGGGAGAGACCAAAGCCAAAUUGUGACAACAAUGAGGGGAACACCGGGUUAUAUGGCCCCUGAAUGGUUGAACUCAGUAAUCACAGAAAAAGUAGAUGUAUAUAGCUUUGGCAUUGUUGUUCUGGAAAUUUUAUGUGGUAGAAAAAAUGUUGACCGAUCUUUACCGGAGGAGGAUGGCCAUUUGGUAAGCCUUUUUAAGAGAAAGGUUGAGGAUGGUCAAUUUCUGGAUCUAGUGGAUAAGUACAAUGAGGAGAUGCAAUCAAAUGCAGCAGAGGUAGUGGAGAUGAUGAAAGUUGCGGCAUGGUGUCUGCAAGGUGAAUAUGCUAAGAGGCCUUCAAUGUCCAUCAUAUACAACGGGAAUUGGGGGGAUGGAGGUGGGGUAUUCGCGAUCUGGAUUGAUUGAGAUUUUAUUAUUUUUUAAUUUAAUUUAAUUUAAUCGGUUAAUAAAAUUUUAAAAUCAAU